Physeter macrocephalus (sperm whale) is the source of this 702-nucleotide messenger RNA. Its product is annotated as ubiquitin carboxyl-terminal hydrolase 17-like protein 6. Gene Ontology annotation, cellular component: nucleus; cytosol. The transcript has 2 exons. Gene Ontology annotation, biological process: regulation of apoptotic process; protein deubiquitination. Gene Ontology annotation, molecular function: cysteine-type deubiquitinase activity. NCBI's taxonomy places the organism in Eukaryota, Metazoa, Chordata, Mammalia, Artiodactyla, Physeteridae. The record is from RefSeq and is a predicted model, not a curated record.
AUGAGGCACUUGAAUGAACUAGAAGAGCCCUCUGUGGGAAGGUCUCCAGUGUCAGCAGGGCUGGCUCAUGACCAGAAACUUCUCCUGACUUGGAGGAGACCCUCUGUGGUGGAAGCUAGCCUUCAGAAUGUGGGGAAUACCUGCUACAUGAAUGCAGCGCUGCAGUGUCUGACCCACACACCACCCCUGGCCAGCUCGAUGCUGUCCCAGCAACACUCGACAGUCUGUCCAAACCAGACCUUCUGCAUGUUGUGUGCUAUGCAAAAUCACAUUACCCGAGCCCUCCUUCAUCCUGAAGAGGUGAUCCAGCCCCAGAAGGGCCUGGUCAUUAGCUUCCACAGACACAAGCAGGAAGAUGCCCACGAGUUUCUCAUAUUCACUCUGGAUGCCAUGUGGCAAGCAUGCUUGAGUGCGCACGAGCUGUUAGGCCAUCCCUCCGGGGACACCACUCUCAUCCAUUGAACCGUUGGCGGGUCGUGGAGAUCUCAGAUCCAAUGUCUCCACUGCCUCGGGGUUUUGGACACUCUCAACCCUUACCCGGACAUCACCCUGGAUAUCACAGCAGCUCAGAGUGUGGUGCAAGCUUUGAACAAGUUGGUGAAGCCCGAUAAGCUGGAUGGCAAAAAUGCCUAUCAUUGCAGUGUUUGUCUCAAGAAGGUGCCUGCCACCAAGAUGCUUGGUGGGGGCGCCCUGGUGGCAUAG